UGAAGAGAUUCAUAAAGCUUUUUAUACUGAUGAAUGUGUAUUAGAAGAAGAUGAGCUAUAUUAUAAUCUGUGGAUAGAUCAAAAUCUAGCAGCAUAUUUAAUCGAAUCAUUAGAAAGUCAUCAAGAACCGAAAAUUCUAUUUGCUAUAUAUAAUGAAUUUUCAUCAAAUCGGCAGCAACAGGCACAGGAUCUACUGCAAAAGAAUAUCAAGGUUUUUGCAGAAAAAAUUAGUAAAAUGGAACAAAUGGUCAGACUUGGAUAUACUAGCCUAAUACAGCAUGAAAUCAAUACAGAGGAGAUAUCAGCAAUAGAAAAACAAGAGAUUAUUAAACCAAUUAAGAGUCGCUGGACAUCACCCGUAGUUCUUGUCCCAAAAAAAAAAGAAUUUGUAUUGAUUAUC
This is a messenger RNA of Racocetra persica, 400 nucleotides long. The record is from the annotation of a GenBank genome assembly. Lineage: Eukaryota; Fungi; Glomeromycota; Glomeromycetes; Diversisporales; Gigasporaceae.